This is a messenger RNA of Papilio xuthus (Asian swallowtail), 8136 nucleotides long. RefSeq names its product UNC-79 domain-containing protein (gene unc79). The transcript has 57 exons. Gene Ontology annotation, molecular function: protein binding. The record is from RefSeq and is a predicted model, not a curated record. NCBI's taxonomy places the organism in Eukaryota, Metazoa, Arthropoda, Insecta, Lepidoptera, Papilionidae. The coding region runs from base 262 to 8136 and encodes 2624 amino acids.
GAAUCGAGUGUUGACCUGUCAAAAUAGACAUCCCGAUUUCCAUCUUAUUUUGAUUUUGACAGCUUUGAUACAACAAUUUGCGCGCGCAGAAAUGAAAUUGUACGAGAUCAAUAGAACGAAGAGACGAGAAAAUCUAGAUUUAGGUCUCAUCUCUUUCUCCCAGGCAGUAUCUGUGUAGGAUUUUAGCUCUAUCCGGGGCUAUAUUGAUGUUAUCGAUUGGGGUCCCGGCCGUUUUAGUACGUGAGAGCGACGGACAUUCAAAUGCAGGGCAGCUUCAGGAUACAGUUGAUAAAUAUGGGUACUCGUGCCGCUGCAUUCACGGCGAAGAUCCGGAGUCUGUACGACUUCCAGCUGCGGCUGAUGCACAACAUCCCUCCUCUGCCCUCCGGCAUCGACAUCGCCAACACCGUGAAGUACUUCUCACAGACGCUACUUAGCGUUCUCAAAGAUGUCCCACGCUCGCCUCUCGAGAUGAUCCGUGACGCGGACAGCGACGCCGAGCGCAUGGCUCUGUACCCUAACUUGGACUACAAGGGGCUGUUCAAUGCUAUCUCACAAUUGGUCGACUCUGCUCCACACAUACAGUAUGGUAUCCAGGCAUUUGGGCAAGCAGUUCUGCAAUGCCUGGGCUGCCUGCUGCCGUUUCUGGAGUACGACAUGAUCGACAACUUGCCCUACAUGGUGGCGUACUGUGUGGCCGUGUUCCCCGCCUGCCUUCACCAGGAGAUACUGCAUCUAUUGUGCUAUUACAUAUUGCCAUUCACUAUCACGCGUAGAUAUUCCGGUAUGGAGGAGGAGAGCCAGGCGUCUCAGUCAGUCGGCGCGAUCAUUAUGAUGGUGUUCCAGCACUCCAAUAAUCCAGCGCACCACUGCCAGCUGCUGGAAUGCCUGAUGUCGAUGAAGCAGCAGACGGUGCGCGACGUGCUGUGUGUGGUGGCGCACGGUACGUGGGGAGCGCGUUUAUCUGCCGCCAAGCUACUCUUCUAUUACUGGCCACCCUUCGACGCUAACCUCUUCGAUCGAAAGGGCCUGCUCUGCAAGUUCUCCAAUGACCUGGUGCCGUUCCUGUGCCAGCGCGACAUGUGUCCCAACGCAGGCAGUGCGGAGGCAGCCAAGGUGUGCUACGACCACUGCAUCAGUGUCACCUUCGCCUCUGACACACCGCCGCCGCUUUACCUCUGCAUUGAAUGUGCUAACGAGAUACACAGAGAACAUCCUAACCAACGGUUCUUUGACAUCCUUCAUCCUCAGCAGCAGGUAUCCAUGGUCUGCGAGAAUAAGAACUGCCGCUCGACGGACAAAUCUGCAUACUCCAUCUGCUUCUCCAACGAGUGUGCCAGUUACAAUGGCAACCAUCCUAUCAGAUACUGCCAGCAGUGUCACGGCAACCGACACAACAGCCGGCGCGGCGGCGACCACGUGACGCACGCGCGUCUGCCGCCCGCCUGGCACAUGGACUCCGACAUGCAGACCAACCUCGUCGAGGCCAUCAUCAGCCUGCUAAAGGAAGCGAAGCCGAUCAACAUGGAGGAUCCCGACAGCGGCAGCGAGCAGCUGGGGCCGCCGCUGUGCGUGCAGCUACCGGAUCCUAUAUCCGUGGAAGACCGACAGCUGCUAGGCAGAUACGGUGUGUGGCUGAUGGUGGGGCUAUGCACGCCCAAUCCCGACACGCCGGAGGAGAUCCUAGGCAGGCUUCUAUCAGUGCUGUUCCACUGGUUUCAUGUCACCUCCUUCUCCUAUACCGGUGAGAUAGCGAACACAGUGGAGAAGUUGAAACUGGAGCACGUGUGCGGGUGGGUGCGGCUGGUGGCGGAGAGUCACGCGCGCGUGUUGCUGCACUGCCUGCUGCCGCACCCGCCGCCACACGCGCGACACGCCGGACACUGGGACACGCUCGCCUCCAAGACUCAGCACCUCAAGGAGGGGCUCAACAGACUAUAUUGCUUGAUUCCAUAUGGCAUCAUCACCCAGUCCAUCUGGGAUUCCAUAAUGCCAGCUUGGAUGGAAGCUAUCUGUACAGAUGUACCGGAAAAAGAGCUGAUGGAACUAAAGGUUCCCGUGGGUAAGAUCCUGGAGGCGGAGGGCGGUAUGGGGUGUCUGGAGGAGCGCAACUUGUACAGCUUUGCGGCUCAGCGCGUGGGCUCGCAGCCGCGCCCGGAGGCCGUGCUGCCCGUCCUCGACUGGUUCCAGACAAUAUCACUCCUAGAAGUGAAAAUACCAUUGUCCCAGCUGUUUGAUCUGUUCAGCCAUUGUGUCAUCAACAUGCCAGAAAACUUGGUCAAAGCUCCUUCAGAAAGCGUCAAGUCAAAAGACACGGAGACGAACGGCUCAUCCGAAGGCACGGACAAGGAGAAGGAGAAAGACAAGGAUAAAGAGGAGGAGAUCAAGCCUCAGAACUUGACGUGCUGCAUCUUGAUGCUGGACAUAUUACUGAAGCAGCUGGAGCUGCAGCAGAGCCGCGUCAACAUCCAGAACGUGAGCAGCGAGGCCACGCGCCUGCUGCGUCUCAUGCUCAAGGCAAAUCAGGCCAACACUAUAGAGCAUGCGCAGUGCCUGGCUGGCGGCGCGUGCUCCUACUGCUCGGCGGCGGCGCUCUGCCAGCAGCUGGGCGUGCGUCUCGUGCGCGCACUCGUGCCCCGCACGCCCAGGCACAACGAGCCAUCGAUAGACGAGACUUGGUGUGAGAGUCAACUGAAGAAGAACCAGUCCGAGGAGGAGAGGAGCAAGUCCGGGGGCACUCCCGCCGCUUCAGUGGACGGUUUGAUGUCCAUAGCGGGCGCACAUGCGCACGCGCACGCUCACGCGCACGUGCUCGGCGACAAGAGCUCUGUGGGCGGAGUGUUGGUGCACAUGCCGCAUUUUGUUCAUUUCAUGCAACUGUCUCUCAUAAGCGACGUCGGUUCGGACGGCACUCUCACUAAGUCGUCAGGUGAAUCGCAAGUAUGUCUCUUUGUCUUACCUUUUCCUCGCUUAUUUCACGUGUUUAUUGAUUUUAUAUGUUGCGUGUAUGUGUCUUUUUAUAUAGCGAUCGAUGUACUUCAUUUUAUUAAAUUACGAGGAAUUGGCACAUCGGAAACAGGAGCGAGAGAGAUAUCAAUAACGGAGCUUGUGCGAAUAUCUGUUUCAUAUCGGACGUGUGAAAUGUGUUGUACUGCGCAGAUAAUGACGGCGACAGUGGAGACGAUAACAGAACAACUGGACAUGGCGGCCAGCUUGCCCCCCGCCGAGCGCCCGCCGCUCGCCACCGCGCACACCGUCACCCUCACAGACACUGACGUCGCCACCGCCACCGCUGAUAUAUCAACUCCCAACCUGGUCGGCGAGCACGAGGCGACGGGCGAGUCUGUGGAGGAGGACAUGACCAAUUUCUGGCCCACCUCCGCCGGCAAGUUCCACUUCUGCAUCGACGAGCUGCCGCAGGAGUUGCAGUACAUACAUCAGCUGCUGCAGGAACUAAAGAACACAUCGCGGCCGGACAUCCUGUAUCACCUGCUGCAGUGCCUGCAGGUGCUGGUCCUCAACACUGACGCGCUGGCCGAGCACCGCGGCUUCCUCAUAUGGUGCCAGGAGAACCUGCUCAUUGACAACCUGUGGAACGUGUGCGACGCGUCUCAGUCACACAUCAGCUCGGUGGCGGUGCCCAUCCUGCUGCACUGCGUCACGCUGGCGGGCGGCGCGGACGUGCUCUGCGCGCUCGUGCGGGACAGCUUCCACCAGCCAGACCCCAAGAAACGCUUCACUGCCGUCGAGAGGGUCAUACUCAUCAUUAGGUUCAUGGACGGGUCUCCGGUGCGCAGCAGUCUGCCGCUGCAGACCGCACUGGCAACCGCCUUCUGCUACCUCAUCACCAGCAUGGACGACAUCUGCGUGUACGUGGCCCAGCGCGCCACCCUCUACAUCGGCACCAUACACGACAGCGCCAUCGAGUUGCUGCUGUACUGCCUGGAGACGCAGUUCGACCUGGUGAUAGUGGACCGGCCGACGGUGCUGCAGGCCGUGUACCAGCUGCACAACACGCUCAGCGACCGCCGCAUCCUCACCUGGGACUUCUUCCUUAACCGCUUCGAGACUCUGCUGCUCGAGGCGCAGAUCAAUUCCAACAAGACUCUAGACUUUGCUAAUUUACGAGAGGUGGUGGGGGGCGACACGUCCUCGGAGUGGCUGGUGCACAAGGUGCGGCGCGCGCACGAGGCGCUGAGCGUGUCUGCGCGCGCCGCGCACGUGCACACGCUUAGCGGCUCUCUCGCCGCCAAGUGGCCCUACAAGCGCACCGUCUCCGCGCCCGCCGCUGUGCCGCCGCCGCCGCACGACCCUCGCCUCGAGCGCGAGAAAGUGUACUCGCGCCAGUACUCGGCGCCGCUGCUAAAGCGUAAAACCUCGCGGUUCGGUCUCGGCCAGCUGCUGGCGCCGCAGCCGCUCGCCGCCCGCAACAACAACCUGCACGAGGGUUUCCACACGUUGUCGGGGCGGUCGCCCGACGAGGCGCUGCCGAUCUUUCUGCCAAAAGUGGACAUCGAUGAGACCGACAAAGAGACAACCAACCUACUCGUAUUUCUUCUCAUGCAAUUUUUGUCGAGAUCAGACCAGGCGCAUCCCAGCGAGGACAAGGCGACGCAGCGCACGCAGGACCUCGUGCUGAAGCACCUCUUCCAGCUGCUCGGAUACAACUGCAACGAGAAGUACUUCCACGUGUCCCCGCACGCCAUGAGGAAGUCUUCCAUGUUCAACGCGUUCAUGGCCAACCUGCCGCAGGUGCUGGACCAGAACCAUGUGAUGGGCGGCAGCAUUGCGGAACCCACGUUACUCGUGCUGCAGUACUGCUGCAGCCCGGCGUCGGGCAGCACGGCGGGUGUGGGCGGGGCGGCGGGCGCGGGCGGGGCGGCGGGUGCGGUGGGCGGGGCCGCGCACUCGCACACGCUGGCCGCGCUCGAGCCGCACGUGCGCCGCAACUGGCUGCUCGCGCUCAUCGUCGUGCUCUACAAGUACCACUACAGCGGCGGCGCGCUGUGCGGCCUGGCGGUGGGGCUGGUGCGCGCGGUACUCAACUCCGUGGAGGCGCAGUACCACCAGUGCAAGCGCAUCCCGCCCAUGCUGCUGCUGCCCCACCUGCACCACGCCCCCUCGGCCCCGCCCGCACCGCCCCCGCCCCCCACACACCACACGCCCCCCCAGCCCGCGCACCCCGCACACCCCGCACACUCCGCGCAGACACCACGCAACGCUAGAGAUGCCAGCCAGCCGUCCCUGAAGAUGGACGAGGGCAACGCCAGCCACAAGUCGCCCUCUCACUGGUCCGACCCGCCCGAAUCCGCCAAGUACCAGCAGUGGAGCGUGGAGCAGGAGUCCUCGGAGAGCGAGCUGAUCGCCAUCCCCGAGACCAGCGACAAGUCCGACACCACCGUGCACGGCAGCACCGCGCCGGGGUCAUUCGACGAGCCGUCGCACUGCGAGGAUCCGCCGCGCAUUGACGUGCAGCCCCUCUGUGUACAUCCCUCCCACUCCAAGCCGCCGACGAGCGGGACGCGAUCGGGACACCAUCUCUCCACCAGCUCCUCUGUCUCCAUCGGCAGUGAUUCUUCCAACUUAAAAUCUACGCCGAUGAGCGGCCAGUCUGUGGAGGUGUGGCCCGACCAGUACGGGCAGACCUCGCCGCGCGCCAACGUGCUCGGCAAGCAGAAGAAAAUCCUUGCGGGCAGCAGCACGUCUCCGGACACUGCGCCGUCCUCUAACGGGGACGCGCUCGGCCCCGCCCCGCACCAUCAUCAUCUGCGCAGCCCAGGUCUCGCGUACGCGUCGCCCGAGUCCCCGCUGUCAAAGAUGGAGGUGGCGUGGCACGCCCCGCCCCAUCCCCGCCCUCCUCACACACACCAGCCCUUCCACAUCCCGCCGCAGGAGAGAUUACUGCCGAUCGGUCCGAAACCUAAUAAGGAACAGUAUCCCGUGUUUAAUGCACUCGUGGACCGAGUGCGCGAGGCGCUCAGCUUGCCUCAGGAUGACUCAACGGACAGAACGGACUCGAGCCGGUCCGAGGUUGAGCCCACACCCACGCCCACGCCCACCGGCCGACCGCAGGACUUGACCAAGAAGCUGUCCUCCGAUAGCACCAGUCGGUCGCCGCGCCGGCUGGCCCGCCAGGUCGCUCAGCUGGGCUCGCCGCCGCACGCGCCCGCGCCCCAGCACCCGGCUCAGUCCCACCUCCAGCACCAGAACCAGCCCCACCACACGCCGCGUUCCUCCGCCCGCCCCCACUCCACCGAGAGCGGUCGUCCAGCGAGCGCGUGGUGGGGCGACGAGAGCCGCGCGGGGAGGCGCGCCGCACACGCCGCACCGCGCGCCCCGCCCCCAGCACGCACCCCCGUGCACCGCCCCGACGCCACGCUCUGCUACCGCUGUGCGGAGUGCGGCAGCGCAGUGGAGCAGUACAGCGACGAGGAGCUGGGGCUGUGCAUCAUCGCGCUGGGCACCUUCAUCCACCGCGAGCCCGCCUCCGCCGCGCCCAUGCUGCCAGCGCUGCUCUACUGCAUCAGCAGCGUGGCGCAGCAGGGCAACUACUCGUGGCAGACGGACAGCAACGUGCGGCUGCCGGGCAGCGCCAUGCUGGUCGCGCAGCAGUUCCUGCGCUGCGUGCUGCACCAGCUCGCGCCCAACAACGUCUUCCUGCAGAUCUUCCUGCAGCGCACGCCCGAGAAGCAGCGUAUAACAUUCUUCAAGAGCAUAGCGCAGGCCUUCGUGGACUUCAACGAGCUGUACCCGUGCGGGCCGCUGCAGCUGCUGCUCGAGCACCUCAACUCCAAGAAGUCCCUGCCCAUUGACCAAAUGCCGACGAUAGCGGGCAACAUCGCGAUGUACCUGGAGUGCCUGGCGCCCGAGGCUCUGGGCCCGGCGGCGGCGUGUGGCGCGCUGCUGACUGCGCUGGACCAGCUGCUGCGCGGCGUGGCGCUGCAGCUGGCGCAGCUGGACGACGCGCUCCCGCUGCUGCGAGCCGCCGCCGCCGCCCUCCGCGUGCCCCAGGCCCACCAGCACAAGAGCAUUUUGGAGCCGAUCUCGAAGAUCCUCAGCUACGCGGUGCAGAACUUCGUGGUGCGGCUGCCGCUGGCGUGCGAGGUGGCGGCGGCCUGCGUGCGGGCGUUCGGCCGCGACCGCGACAAGCUGCUGCUGUGCCGCGUCCUCGUCUUCGAGCUGGUGCAGGCGCUGCGCACCAAGACCACCGUGCCGGACGACAACCUCUUCAUGCUCAUACAAUUCGUGCUGCAAGGUCGAGGGUGCACGUUGCUGCUGCCGCCGGCGCUGGGCGGAGCGUGGACCGCGGGCGCAGGAGACGCGCGCGAGCUGGCGGCGGGCGCGGUGGACUGCAUGCGCCCGCACCUGCCCGACCUGCUCGACUUGCUGCACGAUCCACAUCUACUCAACAAAAUCAAGGGUUCGGUGUCGAAGUCUAUCGUGAACCGCAACCUGAUCUGCCUGAACGAGGACACGCUGGGUGCUAUCGUGAAGGGUGGCAUCGCCCAGUACGUGGCCGCCGAGCUGGCGGCGGAGCAGGGGCGGGCGCGGCAGGAGCGCGCGCAGCCUGCCGCCCGGCACCACCUGCCCUGGCUCACCGCCGCGCUGCCUGGAUCUCGCGAGGUGGGGGAGUGCGUGGGGCGCGUGCGUCAGCUGUCGUGGCUGGUGAUGGGCGCGCUGUGCAACGCGCGCUCCGGUCAACCGCUGCAGCAGCCGGUGCCGCAGGACGCCACCUGCCACAUCACAGACCACAUACAGGUUAUUGCGGGGGGUGGUGCAGGGGGCGGUGCGGGGGGUGGCGCGGGGGGUGAGGCGCAGCACACGGCGCACUGCCUGCUGCUGGACUUCUGGUGCAAGCUGCUGCCCAGCGUGCUGCAGCUCUCCGCACACUGCAACAUUCUGGCGGAGACGGUGAACCUGCACUUCCUGAGCCUGCUGGAGUCGCUGCUGGACUGCAACUCCACAGUGCUCAACAGACUACUGCCCAUGUGGACGCCUGUGCUGCACUCGCCUACAUUCGAAAUGCCGCGUCACCUGGCGGAGCGCGUCGCGGCGUGCCAGGAGGCGCGCCCGGACCCGGAACAGCCGCUUGCAGAGUCGUGUGCUGCUUACUGGAGGUCCGAGAUGUUGGAUUAG